AUGGUGGAGGAAAACUGCACCGUGGUAACAGAAUUCGUUCUCCUCGGGCUGUCAGACGUCCCUGAGCUGAGACUCUUCCUCUUCCUGGUGUUCCUUGUCAUCUAUGGCGUCACCGUCUUGGCCAACCUGGGCAUCAUGGCCCUGAUUCAGGUCAGCUCCCAACUUCACACCCCCAUGUACUUCUUCCUGAGCCACUUGUCCUUUGUAGAUUUUUGCUAUUCAACAGCGAUAGUGCCAAAGAUGCUGGCUAAUAUGUUAAACAAGGACAAAGCCAUCUCCUUCUUGGGGUGUAUGGUGCAGUUCUACUUAUUCUGUACGUGGGUGGUCACUGAGGUUUUCCUAUUGGCUGUUAUGUCCUAUGACCGUUUCUUGGCCAUCAGUGGCCCCCUACUGUAUACGGUCAUCAUGUCGCCCAAGCUGUGUAUGGAGCUGGUUUCUGUCUGCUAUCUCUGUGCCUGUGUGUGUGCUCUGAUUCACUUGUGUUUAACGCUGAAAAUCCCAUCCUAUAAGUCAAACGUGGUUAACCACUUUUUCUGUGACCUACCACCUAUAUUCUCUCUUGCCUGCUCUGACGUGUCGAUGAAUGAACUCAUGGCAUUUAUUGUGCCCACUGUUAAUGAAAUCCUCACCAUCAUGGUCAUCCUCUCCUCCUAUUGGUUCAUUCUCAUCACCAUCCUGAGGAUGCGCUCGGCGGAGGGACGGCGCAAAGCAUUUUCCACCUGCGCCUCCCACCUCGCAGCCGUCGCUGUCUUCCACGGAACCAUCCUCUUCCUCUACUGCAGACCCAGGCUGGGCAACAGUCGGAAGGCGGACAAAGUGGCCACAGUGUUCUAUACGGUCGUGAUUCCCAUGCUGAACCCACUGAUCUAUAGCCUGAGGAACAGGGAUGUGAAAGAAGCUCUCAAGAAAGUGGCAAGAUCCAAAUUACUUUCCAAGGGUCCAUUUUCUUAG
This is a messenger RNA of Chinchilla lanigera (long-tailed chinchilla), 951 nucleotides long. RefSeq names its product olfactory receptor 5L1-like. Gene Ontology annotation, cellular component: membrane. The transcript has a single exon. The record is from RefSeq and is a predicted model, not a curated record. Gene Ontology annotation, molecular function: G protein-coupled receptor activity; odorant binding; olfactory receptor activity. Gene Ontology annotation, biological process: sensory perception of smell; G protein-coupled receptor signaling pathway. Lineage: Eukaryota; Metazoa; Chordata; Mammalia; Rodentia; Chinchillidae. The coding region runs from base 1 to 951 and encodes 316 amino acids.